AUGUCAACAUAUGGGUACGGGAUCAAAAGCACUGAGGUGGCACAGGCUUGGCAAAGGCGCCUGUGCAGCCGGGCGGGAGAGGCAGCCUGCAGCCUCCUAGGCUGGCGUGCGGCCCAGCGAGGUUCUUCUCUCCAGCCCGGCCUUCCUCAUCAAGCCAAGCAACUCAGAGGAGCUCUGACCAACAGGGCCACGGCGGAUAAUCUUGUCCCAGAAGCCAGGAGGGAUGCGGGAGCAUCUCCGGGCCCUCGGGUGCGGGGGUGGGCGGUCCCACGGCUGUUGGUGGUGCGGUACGCCUCGUGGGUCUGUGGGCAGCUGAGCCUUACACGCCACCUGGAAGAAAAAACACAGUGGGAACAUCCUAAGUCUGGGAAGAGGAAACGAGUUGCAGGAGGUCUGCCAUACGGAUGGGAGCAGGAGACUGAUGAAAAUGGACAAGUCUAUUUUGUAGACCACAUAAACAAAAGGACUACCUACCUUGACCCAAGACUGGCAUUUACAGUUGAAGAUAAUCCAGUAAAACCUACUACUAGACAGAAAUAUGAUGGAAACAGUACUGCAAUGGAAAUACUCCAGGGUCAUGACUUGAGUGGAAAAGUGGUUAUAGUCACGGGAGCAAAUUCAGGAAUAGGUUUUGAAACUGCAAAGUCUCUUGCACUGCAUGGGGCAUAUGUUGUCCUGGCCUGCAGAAAUACGUCAAGAGGCAAUGACGCUGUACAACGCAUUCUCGUGGAAUGGCAUAAAGCCAAGGUAGAAUCAAUGACCUUAGACCUUGCUUCUCUUCAGAGUGUGCAGCACUUUGCUGAAGCAUUCAAAUCCAAGAACGUGCCUCUCCACGUACUGAUCUGCAAUGCUGCCCUGUUUGGUGCGCCCUGGUGCUUGACGGAAGAUGGCCUGGAGUCCACCUUCCAGGUGAACCACUUGGGACAUUUCUAUCUUGUCCAGCUUCUGGAAGACGUUCUACGCCGGUCAUCUCCUGCUAGGGUUGUGGUGGUCUCCUCCGAAUCACACAGGUUUACAGAAAUUAAAGACUCCUCUGGAAAACUUGAUUUCAGCCUGCUUUCUCCAUCUAAGAAGGAGUAUUGGGCUAUGUUGGCCUACAAUCGCUCUAAGCUUUGCAAUAUACUGUUCUCCAAUGAGCUGAACCGACGCCUUUCUCCCCAUGGGGUGACGUCUAAUUCAGUCCAUCCUGGAAAUAUGAUUUACUCCUCCAUUCAUCGUAACUGGUGGGUGUAUACCCUGCUGUUUACCUUGGCUCGACCUUUCACCAAAUCCAUGGAUUUCUGUGGCAGCUCACCCCAGAGUUUAGAUGAGUCUUUUGGUCAGAAUACUGGACUUGGGUUUUUGAGCUUAAAGCUGCAGUCCCAGGGUGGUGAACCGUACAUUCCUGUGUUUUGCAAGGAUGUCUGCAUUGUGCAAUGCAGCGUGGUGCAGCAGCACUUAAAGUAG
Opisthocomus hoazin is the source of this 1446-nucleotide messenger RNA. The record is from RefSeq and is a predicted model, not a curated record. NCBI's taxonomy places the organism in Eukaryota, Metazoa, Chordata, Aves, Opisthocomiformes, Opisthocomidae.